CGCGCCCCGCAGCCCGCCGCUGCUGCUCAGCCUCUUGGUCUUCAGUUUUGCUGGUGAAGCCUGUAAAAAUGUGAUGUUCAAUGUGCCUUCUAAACUCGAGGCAGACAAGCUCAUCGGCAGAGUUAAUUGGAAAGCAUGCCUCAGGUCCGCAGACCUCGUCCAGUCACGGGACCCUGACUUCAGAGUUCUCCGGGAUGGGUCCGUGUACAGCACCAGGGCUGUGGUGCUGCCCGAGGGGAAAAGAGCAUUCACUGUCUGGCUUUCUGAUAUGGAGACAGAGAUGCAGAAGGAGCUAACUGUGGUCCUGGAACAUCAGAAGAAGAUACUGAAGAAAAGGUCUACUAAAGAAGCUGUUCUCAGGAGAUCCAAGAGGAGAUGGGCACCUAUUCCUUGUUCAAUGCAAGAGAAUUCCUUGGGCCCCUUUCCCUUGUUUCUUCAACAAGUGCAGUCUGAUGCAGCCCAGAACUAUACCGUCUUCUACUCGCUAAGUGGACGUGGUGUUGACCAAGAACCUUUAAAUUUGUUUUUCAUAGAAAGAGACACUGGAAAUCUGUAUUGUACCCGGCCAGUGGAUCGUGAGGAAUAUGAUGUGUUUGAUUUGAUUGCCUAUGCGUCCACGGCUGACGGGUAUUCAGCAGAUACACCUCUUCCACUGCCCAUCAAAGUAGAAGAUGAAAAUGACAACCAUCCCGUUUUCACAGAAACAAUUUAUAACUUUGAAGUUCCAGAAAGUAGUAGACUUGGAACUUCAGUGGGUGUGGUUUGUGCCACCGACAAGGAUGAGCCGGACACGAUGCACACGCGCUUGAAGUACAGCAUUGUGGAGCAGACACCGAGGUCUCCCGGGCUCUUUUCUGUGCAUCCCAGCACAGGCGUCAUCACUACGGUCUCUCACUACCUGGACAGAGAGGUUGUCGAUAGAUACACGUUGAUAAUGAGAGUCCAAGACAUGGAUGGUCAGUUUUUUGGCUUGGUGGCGACGUCAACUUGCAUUAUAACAGUAAAAGAUUCAAAUGACAAUGCACCAACAUUCAGACAAAAUGCUUAUGAGACAUCAGUGGAGGAAAAUACAUAUAAUGUGGAAAUCUUACGUAUUCCUAUAGAAGAUAAAGAUUUAAUGAACACUGCCAACUGGAGGGCCAAUUUUACUAUUUUAAAGGGAAAUGAAAAUGGAUAUUUCAAAAUUAGUACAGACCAAACAACUAAUGAAGGUAUUCUGUGUGUUGUGAAGCCACUGAACUUUGAAGAAAAUCGUCAGGUGGUCCUAGAAAUUGGAGUGAACAACGAAGCUCCAUUUACUAGAGAAGUAACCAGAGUGACAUCGAUGAACCGAGCCUUGGUUACUGUCUAUGUGAGGGACCAGGACGAGGGCCCUGAGUGUAACCCUGCAGCCCAAUAUGUGCGGAUUAAGGAAAACUCGGCGGUGGGGUCAAAGAUCAAUGGCUAUAAGGCAUAUGACCCUGAAAGUAAAAACAGCAAUGGCCUAAGAUACAAAAAAUUACAUGACCCUAAAGAGUGGAUCAAAAUCGAUGAAACUUCAGGUUCAGUCACACUUUCCAAAAUUCUGGACAGAGAGACUGCAGCUCCCCAGAAUGAGUUAUACAAUGUCACAGUCCUGGUAAUAGACAAAGACAGUAGAUCGUGUACUGGGACACUUGCAGUGACCAUUGAAGAUGUCAAUGACAAUGCACCAGAAAUACUCCAGGAUUAUGUUGUCAUUUGCAAACAAAAGAUGGCAUAUACUGACAUUUCAGCUCUGGACCCCGACGACCCCGUCUAUGGAGCACCAUUUCACUUCAGCUUGGCAAACCCGUCUGCGGAAGUCAGCAGAAUAUGGACCCUCAGCAAAGUUAAUGAUACAGCUGCUCGUCUGGCUUAUCAGAAAAAUGCCCAACUUCAAGAAUAUAUGGUUCCUGUUACUGUGAAAGAUAGAGGUGGCCAAUCCUCAACCAAAGUGCUGCGGGUCAACCUGUGUGACUGUAGUCACCCGAGUCAGUGUGUCUCCUCUGCACGGCGCUCAGGAGUGGUGCUGGGCAAAUGGGCCAUCCUUGCCAUCUUACUGGGCAUAGCCCUGCUGCUUUCUGUGUUGCUAACUUUAGUAUGUGGAGUUGUCAAUACCAGAAAAGGGAAACAAUUUCCUGAAGAUUUAGCGCAGCAGAACUUAAUUAUCUCAAAUACAGAAGCACCUGGAGAUGAUAGAGUGUGUUCCGCCAAUGGCUUCACCGCCCAGACUGCCAACAACUGUAGCCAGCGGUUUGGUGGCACAAUGGGCUCGGGAAUCAGAAACGGCGGGCAGGAGACCAUAGAAAUGGUGAAGGGAGGGCAGCAGACCUUGGAUUCCUACCGCUGUGCCGGGCACCACCACACCCUGGACCCCUGCAGGGGCGGACACGUGGAGACGGAGAACUCUCGGUACACGUACUCCGAGUGGCACAAUUUCACCCAGCCCCGACUUGGUGAAGAAUCCAUUAGAGGACACACUGGUUAA
Messenger RNA from Octodon degus (degu), 2488 nucleotides. It is a transcript of the gene Dsc3, whose product is annotated as desmocollin 3. NCBI's taxonomy places the organism in Eukaryota, Metazoa, Chordata, Mammalia, Rodentia, Octodontidae. Gene Ontology annotation, molecular function: gamma-catenin binding; calcium ion binding. Gene Ontology annotation, biological process: homophilic cell-cell adhesion. Gene Ontology annotation, cellular component: plasma membrane; desmosome. The record is from RefSeq and is a predicted model, not a curated record. Bases 74 to 2488 code for a protein of 804 amino acids. The transcript has 16 exons.